AUGUCUGUAAACCCAGACAGACCGUCACAGUCGCCAGAAAAUCCGGCAGGACGAGAGCUCGAUCCCCGCAAACCAGCGCCCAUUGGCCUGUAUGAGCCUAUUGAUGAGAAGACGCUCAUGGCGCAUCCAGAGCGGUUCACCAGUGAUGGGCUCCGGCGCAAGGAGCGCAUGUACAGGCUGUACGAACACGAAAACUGGCACCUGUUCCGUGGGCGGCUGGUGACUGGAAACAAGCCUGUUCCGUUCAUAGCAGCAGUGUGCAUGAUUGCCGUCCCAGUUGUCCUAUUUGCGAUAUUCGUAUGUCCGUAUCUGUGGACAGACAUGCACAAAGCUGCGGUCGUGGUGUUUGCGUAUAUUACUGCACUGGUACUGUCGUCCAUGAUGAUGGCAUCGUUAUCCGACCCUGGAAUCAUCCCGCGAAAUUUAGACGCCAUAUCAGCAGACAGCAUCGGCACAAGUGGCAGCACAAUGACACUUCCAAAGAACCCUGAACAGGGCAUAUUCUCAGGGGAGGUGCAAAUUGUCGAAUCCCCCAAAGGGACCAGCGAUGAGUGGUCUAGCAGCAGCCGGAGCCCAUUGUUCGCUGAAUCUCAGCUGCCGUCUAUGCAGUACUAUGAAAAACUGCCGCCUCCCUGGGUCCCUGUGAAGGCUCCUGGAGGCCGUGGUGCGCCGCUCAGUGUUUAUGACCCAAAGCCGCUCACCCGCGGGCACAGAUCGAUGUCUGACCCGUCGCACCGGUUCCCGCCCAUUACAAAAGAAAUCCGAAUCAACGACACUGUCGUACGGCUAAAGUACUGUGAGACGUGCAGAAUCUUCCGCCCACCACGUGCCUCGCACUGUAAAUAUUGCGACAAUUGCGUUGAGAACGAGGACCACCACUGCAUUUGGUUAAACAACUGUGUUGGCCGCCGCAACUACCGCUAUUUCUACACGUUUGUGGGCUCGACUGUCGUCUUGGCUCUUUACAUCGCAUCGCUCAGCCUAGCCCGGCUGUUGGUGCCGCUCAGCAACCAGCCUGGCGGAUUCGGCGGCGAUCUGUCGCUCAAGGACAUGAUUUCGCGCCACCCUGUGGUUCUGGCCUUGGUCAUUUACGCUGUCUUGCUUGUGCUGCCGCCUUCUGGCCUGUUCGUCUACCACACUAUCAUGAUCAGCCGCAAUUUAACCACACACGAGGUUAUUAAGGCCAAGCACUCUGACAGAUUUGACGACAAGCCCGACGCGAGGCUAAAGAAGAAUGUGCUUCUGGCGAAGGCCAUAAGCCCUUACUCCCGUGGUUCGUGUCUGAGCAACUGGGCUGCCAUACUGUGCGGGCCAUCUAUGCCUCCGAACAUCCAGUGGCGCAAGCGUGUGGACCCAGAGGGCAUAGAGGAGCUAUUACCACUGCAUCACUGA
Messenger RNA from Linderina pennispora, 1392 nucleotides. Its product is annotated as zf-DHHC-domain-containing protein. The transcript has a single exon. Gene Ontology annotation, molecular function: protein-cysteine S-palmitoyltransferase activity. NCBI's taxonomy places the organism in Eukaryota, Fungi, Kickxellomycota, Kickxellomycetes, Kickxellales, Kickxellaceae. The record is from RefSeq and is a predicted model, not a curated record. Gene Ontology annotation, biological process: peptidyl-L-cysteine S-palmitoylation; protein targeting to membrane. The coding region runs from base 1 to 1392 and encodes 463 amino acids. Gene Ontology annotation, cellular component: Golgi apparatus; endoplasmic reticulum.